AUGAACCGCCGGUCCAUGGCUGCAGCCCCCUCUAGUUUCAAGGCCACUCGGCUCCUGCUAUUUGUCGCUCUUCUAGUCGGCAGUACAAUGAAGGCCGACGGAGCGGCGACCUUUCUGUGUGACAAACCAUACAGCGGUCGCUACAGCAGCGACUUGCAACUCUUCGUUGAUUACAGCUACUGGCGCGACGUGAAGAAUUCAGAUCAGUACUACAGGGUCGAACGCGACCCCGCCUUUGGCUCCACCUACACGACGCUCCUCACCCUCAAGAUCAUGACGCAGUGCGGCCAGUUCGUGACGUCACUUCCGGAAAGUCCGUUCCCCGAGGGCGGCUGGAAACGCGGCCCCAGUGUAUGGGCCAGAAACAGCGGACUCAGCAUUGGCGCAAUAUCUAGUCGGAGCACAACUGGGUGCUACGUGUCAGCACCAAACGCAACGGCGGAAGCGUGCCUGAAGGACGUCAUGCGGCACACGCCGCCUACCCUUGAAUACGUUGUGCUCUUCGGGGGAUUCAUAACGAUUUGCAGCCUUGUGAUGAUCUGUGCUUGCUAUAAGGACAACAGAGGUGGACCCAACAACCGGCCUCCGGUUCAAGCGGCCGGGGCGAAUGUUCGAGCGAGACCCGUUACGCCGGCUGGGUACAUGCCGGAUUCGCAGUUGCAGAUUGUGGUUGAUAGGCGCUCCUCGGCAUCUCCUUCGAAGCAAUAA
Molecule: messenger RNA, 708 nt
Organism: Klebsormidium nitens
Lineage: Eukaryota; Viridiplantae; Streptophyta; Klebsormidiophyceae; Klebsormidiales; Klebsormidiaceae
Source: the annotation of a GenBank genome assembly